UUUGAGCAGUCCACUGCUUUUUAACAUGUGAUGAUGAUCUGCGCAAAUAAAGGGAGCAGUUUAGUUUGAUUUUGCAUAUCCUGUUUAAAAAUAAAGAUGACACACCUUAAGCAGGUGAAAGAAGUAUAACAGAAAGGGGAAAAAGACGACAUUCUGUGUCUGUACACGUAGUAUUAACCUCAGUAAACUUGAACGGACACACGUUUUGAGUAAAGGAGAGAGGGUGAACACUAAAAUGAGUCAAAAGAAGAGAGAAAAUGAGGACUCUGCUUCUGAAACGAGUUCUGCAUCUGGAUCAAGCUGUGUGUCUGUGAGGAGUGAUCGGUCCAUGGUUCUUAAAACUCCUUCACUCAGGGAUGCAUCAGUGACCUCUGACCCCCGAAGAAAAAAGAUAUGUAAGCUGAGCACAUCGGUGCCACACUCUACAUCCAACUAUCAUACUCACAUUAUACAGGACAAUAUUGAAGCACACACACUGGAGACUGGAGACCUGCAGAGAGUCAAAGACCAGCACAAAACCAGCAUGAAGAACAAAUAUGAGAGAUUAUUUGAGGGAAAUGAACUCCAAGAGAACCAAACCCUCCUAAACCGGAUCUACACCCAGCUGUACAUCAUAGAGGGAGAGAGUGAAGGAGUGAAUGAAGAACAUGAGGUUUUACAGAUGGAGAAAACAGCCAGAACAAAACACUCACAACACACUCCAAUCUACUGCAAUGACAUCUUUAAAGAGGAGAAAGAGCAAAUCAAGACUGUUCUUACUAAAGGCAUCGCUGGAAUCGGAAAAACCGUCUCUGUGCAGAAGUUCAUUCAGGACUGGGCCGAGGGAAAAGCCAAUCAGGAUGUAGAUUUCAUGUUUGUGCUUCCAUUUCGAGAGCUGAACUUGAUCAGAGAUCAUCAGUACAGCCUUCACAGACUUCUGCUGGACUUUCAUCCUGAACUUGAAGAUCUGGAGCCCAAGAUUUAUGAGGAGUGUAAAGUUGUGUUCAUCUUUGAUGGUCUGGAUGAAAGCAGAAUCACACUGAUGUUUUCAGACGCUCAGAAAGUUUGUGAUGUGACUGAGACUUCAUCAGUGGCUGUGUUGAUGUCAAAGCUGAUGAAAGGAGAGCUGCUUCCCUCUGCUCUCAUCUGGAUCACCUCCAGACCAGCAGCAGCCAAUCAGAUCCCCUCCAAAUACAUCAAGCGUCUGACAGAAAUUCAGGGAUUCACUGAGCCUCAGAAGGAGGAAUAUUUCAGGAAGAGAAUCAGUGAGCAGCAUCAAGCCAGCAGAAUCAUCUCACACAUCAGAAGAGCAAGAAGCCUCCACAUCAUGUGCCACAUACCCGUCUUCUGCUGGAUCUCAUCCACUGUGCUUCAGAAGCUCCUGGAAGAAGAUCUGAGUGCAGAAAUCCCUCAAACUCUGACUGAAAUGUACAUCCACUUCCUGCUGAUUCAGAUCAACAUGAGGAAUCAGAAGUAUGAAGAGAGAGAUCCAGAGAAACUCCUGCAGUCCAACAGAGAAGUGAUUGUCAAACUUGCUGAAGUGGCUUUCAAACAGCUGAUGAAGGGCAAUGUGAUGUUCUAUGAGGAGGACCUGAUUGAGAGCAGCAUAGAUGUCUCUGAUGCCUCAGUGUAUUCUGGGAUUUGCACUGAGAUCUUUAAGGAGGAAUCUGUGAUUCAGCAGAGGAAAGUCUACAGCUUCAUCCAUCUGAGUGUUCAGGAGUUUCUGGCUGCUUUCUAUGUGUUUUACCUUUAUGUAAUGCAGAAUGUGGACACAUCUCGUUUUUUAGAUGUAAUUCAUAGUCUGCAUAAGGAAGCAGUAGAUAAAGCCAUCAAGAGUGAGAAUGGGCGUCUGGAUCUGUUCCUGCGGUUCCUGCUGGGCGUCUCACUGGAGUCCAAUCAGAGACUCUUACAGGAUCUACUGACACACACAGAGAAGAGCUCAGAGAGCAUCAGGAGAAGCACACAGUACAUUAAAGAGAAGAUCAGAGAUGGACAUGGACUCUCCACUGAAAGAUCCAUCAAUCUGUUCCUCUGUCUGCUGGAAGUGAAAGAUCAGACUCUGUCCAGAGAGAUUCAGGAGUUUGUGAAAUCAGACAAACAGUCAGAGAAGAAACUCUCUCCUGCUCACUGCUCAACAAUCGCCUACAUGCUUCAGAUGUCAGAGGAGGUGCUGGAUGAGCUGGAGCUCCAGAAAUACAACACAUCAUAUGAGGGCAGAAGAAGACUGAUACCAGCCGUCAGCAACUGCACAAGAGCUCUUGAGUGUUUUUUAAGUCACAAUUUUAGCUUCUUGUGUAUAUUUAGAUUGUUUUUAAUUCUUUUGUUCUGCUCUUCUUUCAGUCUUGCUGGCUGUAAUCUCGCUGCUCAGGAUUGUGAAAUUGUGUCGUCAGUUCUUCAAUCCUCAAACUGUGUCCUGAGAGAGCUGGACCUGAGUAACAAUGACCUGCAGGAUUCAGGAGUGAAGCUGCUCUCUGAUGGACUGAAGAGUCCAAAGUGUCAGCUGGAGAUACUGAGGUUGUCUGGCUGUAUGGUGACAGAGGAAGGCUGUGGUUUUGUGUCUUCAGCUCUGAGUUCAAACCCCUCACACCUGAGAGAGCUGGAUCUGAGCUACAAUCACCCAGGACAAUCAGGAGUCCAGCUGCUCCAAAACACACUGGAGGAUCCACACUAUACACUGCAGAAACUCAAUUUAGAGAGUGGAGGAGAUUUCAGAAUCACACCAGGAUUGAGAAAAUAUGCUUGUCAUCUCUCACUGGAUCCAAAUACUACACAUAGUCGUCUGAUCCUGUCUGAAGAGAACAGAAGAACAACACAUGUGAAAGAUCAUCAAAUUUAUCCUGGUCAUCCAGAGAGAUUUGAACACUAUGAGCAGGUUCUGUGUAGAGAGACUCUGACUGGACGCUGUUACUGGGAGGCUGAAUGGAGCGGCUGGGGUCAUACUGCAGUGGCUUAUAAAGGAAUCAGCAGGAAAGGAGGAAGCGACUGUUGGUUUGGACUCAAUGAUAAAUCCUGGAGUCUCUAUUGUGGUGAUAAUAUUUACUCUGUUUGGCACAAUAAUAAGAGGACAAACAUCCCCACUCCUUCAUCUCCCUCUAAUAGAGUAGGAGUGUAUGUGGACGUGCCGUCCGGCUCUCUGUCCUUCUACAGCAUUUCUGACACACACUCUCUCACACACUUACACACGUUCAACACCACAUUCACUGAAGACCUCUAUGCUGGGUUCAGGGUUUUUCCUGAUUCUUCAGUGACUCUGUGUAAUAUUUAAAAAACACUUUAAAGAUAUGAAGCAUGAAGGGGAAGAAACACAAAAAUGUUGCCAUAGACAAGUAGUUCUUAGUCCUUAGUCCUCGCACUUUGUUCAUUCAUUCAUUCAUUCAUUCAUUCAUUCAUUUUCUUUUCGGCUUAGUCCCUUUAUUAAUCUGGGGUCGCCACAGUGAAAUGAACCGCCAACUUAUCAAGCAUGUGUAUUACACAGCGGAUGCCCUUUCAGCUGCAACCCAUCAGUGGGAAACACCCAUACAAACUCAUUCACACACAUACCAAUUCACUUAUACUACAUGUUUUUGGACUUGUGGGGGAAUCCGGAGCACCAGGAGGAAACCUACGCAAACAUGGGGAGAACAUGCAAACUCCACACACAAACGCCAACUGACCCAGCCGAGACUCGAACCAGCUACCUUUUUGCUGUGAAGGAAACAUGCUAUCCACGGCGCCACUGUUCCACCCACUUUGUUCCAUUCGACUGUAAAUGCCCUGCAUGUUCAAUUCAAAGGGUAACGUGUGCAGAACAUAAUUCAGUUAAAUAACCCCGUACACGUCUGUAAUAAAUGGAAACACCACAAACAGUGGUAUAGCACGAAUCAUUUUUUUUAAUGUGCAGUAUGUAGAAUUGAACUAGUGGUUGACGUAGGUAUUGCAGUCUAAAUUCAAAGUAUCGGAGAGGGGUUUUUUUCACUCGGCCCCUCCAGUUACGACACAACGCAGACACAGGUUACCAGAUGGACAGCACAAACAUGAUCGAGCUUGUAAUAUUUGUCACUAUUGGGCAUCAAAAUAACGUUGUCCUUAGACGCUGGCUAGACAUUGAAUUUUGGUCACCUGACAUCACAACCUAAAUCUAACCUAAUAUUGACGUCUUAUGAUGUUGUUUGCCUGCUGCACAAUACCUAAAUGCACUACAGAAUGUUACAUUAACAUGUAAACACCUCAGCUUUUUACAGCGUAAUUCUCACUAAAUGCUCUUGUGUACUUUUGAAGGGGCAACUUUAUACUCAUACUUUGAGUAAUAUUUACAAUAGAUACUUUUACUCUACUUACACUACAUUUUUAGGCAAGUAAUGGUACUUUUAUUUGAGUAUGAGUUCUCAGUACUCUUUCCACUGUAAUCAACAUUGCAGAAAACAACUGUCUAAGGGCAAUUUUGAGUGAACAGUGAAAAAGUAUUAAAUUAUUUAUUCAAUGUUUGUUCUUAUCCUCAUCGUAAUAAAGUUUUGCCUUUAAAAAAAAAAUGUUAAUGGACCCGUGAGCAUCAGAGGUGAAUCUAUAAUGAUGUUUUGCGCCACGAGAGGGUGCAGUUUAGCUAGACUUUCAGCCUGGUUAAAAAUACAGACACACACAAUAACCAGGUAAAAACGAAAGAGAAGAUGACAUUCUGUGGCUUUUACCCUUAGUAAACCUGAAUGUGUUGUGAUUGUAUGUUAUGACGUGUGUGGCCACUAGAUGGCACCAGAGGUUUGUAAGGGGUUAUGUGAAAUGGGAGCAGGCGUUAGAACAAGACGGCAUCAGGCAGA
Messenger RNA from Danio aesculapii, 4769 nucleotides. Its product is annotated as protein NLRC3-like. Gene Ontology annotation, molecular function: protein binding. The record is from RefSeq and is a predicted model, not a curated record. Lineage: Eukaryota; Metazoa; Chordata; Actinopteri; Cypriniformes; Danionidae.